This is a messenger RNA of Cyprinodon variegatus (sheepshead minnow), 3699 nucleotides long. It is a transcript of the gene yes1, whose product is annotated as tyrosine-protein kinase Yes. NCBI's taxonomy places the organism in Eukaryota, Metazoa, Chordata, Actinopteri, Cyprinodontiformes, Cyprinodontidae. Bases 390 to 2033 code for a protein of 547 amino acids. The transcript is spliced from 12 exons. Gene Ontology annotation, molecular function: ATP binding; non-membrane spanning protein tyrosine kinase activity; signaling receptor binding. Gene Ontology annotation, biological process: innate immune response; cell differentiation; cell surface receptor protein tyrosine kinase signaling pathway. The record is from RefSeq and is a predicted model, not a curated record. Gene Ontology annotation, cellular component: extrinsic component of cytoplasmic side of plasma membrane.
CUUUGGCCUCAUCGCCUCUCCUCUCCACUAGUCCUGCUAUUGUGUGUCUUUCUGGGCGACCCUCACCUCCCAUCCACCGGUUAUUCCCGCAUUGAACCCCGCAUUUAACCGACACAACAACAGCUGUGCGUGACCGAGCUCAGCCUCCCCAUUGUAAAGGGAAACAGGAUCUCAGUGAAGGACUUCUUAGUUGAUCGGCAUGGGACAGACGGAAGACUGAGAUUCCACGUUCAUAGAGCUGGUCUCGGGUAGUUUCUUCUUAUCCCACGGGAAAUAACAAAACGCGUUGCGUGGGAGGACGGAAAGCAAGAAGGGGAAAGAAAAAAAACGACCACAGAACGCAUGUAGCCGACGCACCACGCGGCUAAGGUUGGUUUUAAGGCUUGACGAUGGGUUGCGUCAGGAGUAAAGAGGCCAAAGGCCCGGCGCUGAAAUACCAACCUGAUAACUCCAAUGUGGUGCCAGUCAAUCCUCACCUGGGUCACUAUGGGCCAGAACCCACAAUGAUGGGUCACUCACCAGCCAUGAAAACACAGAACAGCAGCUACAACAACCAUCCAGCUUCCCUCACCCCUUUUGGUGGAGUUUCUUCAUCCAUGACUCCCUUUGGUGGAGCCUCCACGUCGUUCACCUCGGUGACUGUGAACAACCCGUUCCCGGCCGUGAUCACAGGUGGUGUGACUUUUUUUGUUGCCCUGUAUGAUUAUGAAGCAAGAACAUCAGAUGAUCUCUCAUUCCGAAAAGGAGAUCGCUUUCAGAUUAUCAACAACACGGAAGGCGACUGGUGGGAAGCCCGCUCCAUCAACACAGGAGAGAAUGGUUACAUCCCCAGCAAUUAUGUGGCCCCAGCUGACUCCAUACAAGCUGAAGAGUGGUACUUUGGUAAACUGAGCCGAAAAGACACUGAGCGUCUCUUAUUACUCCCAGGGAAUCAGAGAGGCACUUUCUUGGUACGAGAGAGUGAAACAACAAAAGGUGCCUUCUCGCUAUCUUUACGUGACUGGGAUGAGGUUAAGGGUGACAACGUCAAACACUACAAGAUUCGCAAGUUGGAUAGUGGUGGUUAUUAUAUCACUACAAGAGCACAGUUUGAGACACUACAGAAACUGGUGAAGCACUACACAGAACAUGCGGACGGUUUGUGCUACAGGCUGACCGUUGUGUGCCCAACAGUGAAGCCACAAACUCAGGGACUUGCUAAAGACGCCUGGGAAAUCCCUCGAGAUUCCCUCCGACUGGAAGUCAAACUGGGACAAGGCUGCUUCGGGGAAGUCUGGAUGGGCACAUGGAAUGGUACCACUAAAGUGGCCAUCAAGACGCUGAAGCCAGGAACCAUGUCUCCAGAUGCGUUCCUGGAGGAGGCUCAGAUCAUGAAGAAGCUCAGACAUGAUAAACUGGUGCCGCUUUAUGCAGUGGUGUCUGAAGAGCCUAUUUAUAUCGUAACAGAGUUCAUGGGUAAAGGUAGUUUGCUGGACUUCCUGAAAGAAGGAGAGGGAAAACAUCUGAAGCUUCCACAGCUGGUGGACAUGGCUUCACAGAUUGCAGAUGGGAUGGCUUUCAUUGAGAGGAUGAACUACAUCCACAGGGACUUAAGAGCUGCCAACAUCUUAGUAGCAGAUAACCUGGUCUGUAAGAUUGCCGACUUCGGCUUGGCUCGACUCAUUGAGGACAACGAGUACACAGCUCGUCAAGGUGCUAAAUUCCCUAUAAAGUGGACAGCCCCAGAGGCUGCGUUGUACGGUCGCUUCACCAUCAAAUCAGACGUGUGGUCAUUUGGUAUACUACUGACAGAGCUGGUAACAAAGGGAAGAGUUCCAUAUCCAGGCAUGGUGAACCGAGAGGUCCUGGAGCAGGUGGAACGUGGUUACCGCAUGCCCUGCCCUCAGGGCUGCCCGGAGUCACUCCAUGAGAUGAUGAAGCAGUGCUGGAAGAAGGAGCCAGACGAAAGGCCGACGUUCGAAUACAUCCAGUCCUUCCUGGAAGACUACUUUACAGCAACAGAGCCACAAUACCAGCCUGGAGACAACCUUUAGUCCCGGCAAUUUAGCUUAAACUCUAAGGUACAUUGGUGGAAAUCAAUAAAAGAAUUUAAAACAUUUAAUUAAAAUGAAAGGAUUUUAGGCCACAAUGACACUGGCAUAAUGAUUGUCCCUAAUGUACAAUGGGACCAAGUGUUCAAAUGGGUAUAUAAAGCUCUGGGAAACUAUCAGAAUAAAUCCAUAUUACUGGCCACAACACUGUGAUACAGACAGACAAGAGACUUUUUUUUUUUUUUUUUUUUUUACUUUAUUAACUUUUGAAAUAAGUUGCUUCUAUCUUCUUAGAAAUCCCCUCUUUUUAUUUUUAAGUCACAUAGAUCUUUUAGUCUGAAUCCAGAUCUUUCAUAUGAUCAAGAGUUCCAGGUUGAAUGGCAGAUUAAGGAUGACCAAUAACUGUGGUUAACUUGUAUGUGAUGAGUGUAAAGCAUGUGGUUAAAAAAUAAGGUCUGCUGUAUGAAUGCAAGAAUGUACUGAGAGAUCAAAGCUGAUGUACAUACAGUUUGUAUAAAGAAAUAUUUUUAGACUGUGUGAUGAUCAGGUGGCGUUAAAGAAUAGGAUACCUGUGUUACUGUACGAUUGCUUUUCCAUUUUUUUUUUUCAUUUAUUUUAAUAAUUUCAAUUUGGGGAAUCCUGACACAACUUUUUAAAGAUUUGCAUAGAAUUUUUAAUUUUCUUUUUAUUUUAAUUAAAAAUGAAACUUUGGCUGUCCAUUUGUAGGUUCCCGUUUAACUUGUCAUCGUUUUGUUUUGUGUGCUGCACAACUCUGCCGAUAACACAAGUAUUUUUGUAAUUUUUUUUAUGCGGUUCAGUUGAAAAUGGAGUUCAGGAUGCCAUUGAAUCAGCAACAUACAAAAAACAGAUCUGUUAAAAAGAACCUUAGGGUACAUUUGGCUUCAAUUUUUUUCUCUCUCUCUCCAGUAUUUUAAUUAGUUACCCUUUAACUUGCUAUUUGUGGAAACCAUGAAUAUACAUAAAAAUGGAUCACAUUUUGAAAACUACCUUUUAUUAAAGCUUUUACAAUUAUUCCAGAUAUCAAGGAGCUUUUUAACUCAAACACAGAACUUCCUGUUUACUUUUGGAGAUAUGACUUGAAAAGCGCAUACUUUUUUUAUUUCCCCUUCUUCAAAAUGAGAACCUGUCAGUUGAAAAAGGUAUGGAAUGCCUUACCUUAUGAAUGUCUUCAGUCAGAGUAAACAUUUAAAAGUUUGUAAAGACUCAAACUGAUGCAGAUUUAUUAUUCUACUACUAUACAGUCAGAAGGGCAGGUUAAUAAUUCAAUAUUAAGAAUCUUAAUAAUUGCAGCUUGUAUGAGAAUAUGGUACUUGACAGAAGAGAUGAAUUAAUUUUGAGAUGUUUUACAAACUAAUUUGUGUGGUGCUGUACUUGAUAUGACAUUUACCUCUAUUUUCACCUUAGCAGAGGCAGAUGUAUGACAGACGUAAAACACAAGCACAUAAGAGGAUGGUUAAGCCAUUGCUUAGCUCAUUUAUAAAUAAUCAAACUGCUAAAUUCUCACUGGUACUUCCUUAACUUUGGAAUUCUUUUACAAGAAUGAGAAAUUAGACAAUAUCGAAGAUGUGAAUUAUUCUUUUAUUUUUGUUUUUCUGUGCAUCAUUGGUGUGAGAGAUUGUCCUGUAAAAGUGGAGCCUGAUCUAGUUGG